AUGAAGUCAGUAUUUUCGCUAGUAAUCCUUGCUUUAUUAGCACUUGUCACUGCCGAGACUCAUACAUGGUACUACACUGCCAAUUGGGUUGAUGGAGUUAACCCAGACGGUGUUUUUGAAAGACGCAUGAUUGGUUUCAAUGGAUCUUGGCCAUUGCCCACUUUGAGAGUGAAGAAAGGUGACAGAGUCAAUUUCUACUUGACUAACGGUUUCGAUGACAGAAACACUUCGUUGCAUUUCCAUGGUAUGUUCCAAAGAGGUACCAAUCAAAUGGAUGGACCAGAAAUGGUUACUCAGUGUCCCAUUCCACCUGGCGAGACAAUGUUGUACAAUUUCACUGUGGAUGAACAAGUUGGUUCUUAUUGGUACCACUCGCAUACUUCUGGGCAAUACGGAGAUGGUAUGAGAGGCGUAUUCAUCAUCGAAGAGCCAAGUAAAGAUGAUUACCCAUAUGAUUACGACGAAGAAGUUGUCUUGACUUUGAAUGAACAUUACCAUGAAGAAUCAGAUAAAUUAAUGCCAAAAUUCUUGAGCAGAUUCAACCCAACUGGUGCUGAAUUGAUUCCACAAAAUAUCUUGUUCAAUGAAACUAGAAACGUUACUUGGAAGGUGGAGCCAAACAAGACCUAUUUGUUGAGAAUCAUCAAUACUGGAAGAUUUUUGUCGCAGUACGUUUGGAUGGAAGAUCAUGACAUGACAAUUGUUGAAGUGGAUGGUGUUUAUGUUGAGAGGAAUACAACCAACUUGAUCUACAUUACUGUUGCUCAAAGAUAUACAGUUUUGGUCACUACUAAAAACUCCACUGAUAAAAAUUAUGCCUUCAUGCACAGACUUGACCCUGAUAUGUUGGACACUCAACCAGACGAUUUGCAAUUGAAUGGUACAAACACAAUCAUGUAUAAUGAAGAGCUUGGUGAAGCUGAAUCUUAUGACUUGACUCAAGACGAAAUCGAUGCUUACUUUGAUGAUUAUUACCUUGUGCCAUUGAAUAAGGAGAAACUUUAUGACGAUGCUGACUAUACAGUUACGAUUCAAGUGCAAAUGGACAACUUGGGUGAUGGUAUCAACUAUGCCUUUUUCAACAACAUCACCUACACCAAGCCUAGAGUGCCUACUUUACUUACAGUCUUGUCUGCUGGUGAUGAAGCCACCAACGAAUUAGUCUAUGGUACCAACACAAACACUUUUGUUUUGCAAAAAGAUGAUGUCGUUGAUAUUGUGCUUAACAACUUGGACACCGGUAAACAUCCAUUCCACUUGCACGGUCACGUUUUCCAAUUGAUUGAAAGACACGAACCAAUUGAUGACGACGAAGAUCCAGUUGCCUUUAAUGCCUCUGAUCACGCUGAAUGGCCAGAGUACCCAAUGAUGAGAGACACGGUAUUUUUGCAACCACAAUCAUACAUGGUUUUACGUUUCAAAGCUGAUAACCCAGGUGUAUGGCUUUUCCACUGUCAUAUCGAAUGGCAUUUGGAUCAAGGUUUGGCAAUUCAAUUGGUUGAGGACCCCAUGGGAAUCCAAAACAAUGCAACCCAGCAGAUAACUGAUAAUCAUAAGGAAAUUUGUGAGAAGGUUGGUGUGCCAUGGAAGGGAAAUGCUGCUGGAAAUGACGUCAACUUGUUGGACUUGUCCGGAGAAAACGUUCAGCACAAGAGGUUGCCUACUGGAUUCACUGCUAAAGGAAUUGUUGCAUUAGUAUUUUCGUGCGUUGCCGGUGUUGUUGGUUUGGCUGCUAUUGCCUUUUACGGUAUGCAUGAUAUCGAGAAUGUUGAGGAAAGAGUUGCAAGAGACUUGGCUAUUGAUUUGGAAGACGAAGAUGACAGUGCAGAAAUUGUUAGACAAACAUCCUCAACUGAGGGUUCAUCUACUCAUAAACAUUAA
This is a messenger RNA of Lodderomyces theae, 1881 nucleotides long. RefSeq names its product multicopper oxidase. Lineage: Eukaryota; Fungi; Ascomycota; Pichiomycetes; Serinales; Debaryomycetaceae. The record is from RefSeq and is a predicted model, not a curated record. Gene Ontology annotation, cellular component: high-affinity iron permease complex. The transcript has a single exon. Gene Ontology annotation, molecular function: ferroxidase activity; copper ion binding. Gene Ontology annotation, biological process: reductive iron assimilation; cellular response to iron ion starvation. The coding region runs from base 1 to 1881 and encodes 626 amino acids.